Molecule: messenger RNA, 1710 nt
Organism: Beauveria bassiana ARSEF 2860
Lineage: Eukaryota; Fungi; Ascomycota; Sordariomycetes; Hypocreales; Cordycipitaceae
Exons: 1
Coding region: 1-1710 (569 amino acids)
Source: RefSeq, a predicted model, not a curated record
AUGGAUUCAGAACCGACAGCCACCGCAGACGAACCCGUCCCGCUCACCCGCGUCCCUACUGAAAUUCUCGCCUCCAUAUGCUCAUACCUGCCCAACAAGGACAUCAAGGCGCUCCGGUUAGCCGGUCCGAGCAUCUGUCACGCUGUUACGCCCCGAUUCACUCGCGUCUUUCUCUCGCCUAAUCCGCGCAACUUGGAAGUCUUUCGCGCUAUCGCGUCCCACCCAACCUUUCGCCUUGGCGUCCGCGAAAUCGUGUACGACGACGCCCGCCUCGAAGACCCCCAGCAGCAAAUUGACCGUCAGAAUAUAAUCACCACCUUCAACGGGAAUCCGCAUUAUAUCAUGGACAUAACGACUAUUAUGACUCGGGAACAUCUGCGCGAAGGGCCGCCGGAGGGGAAAUCGCCCCUCGGCUCUGAAGAGGCCAUGAUGUGUGGGUGGUUUUGGGAUCGCAGACGGAACAACGUGUGGGAUCUGCAUGGACGAAACGCCAAUGAUACGGGCAACGUGGAGCGGCAAAUAGAGAGGCAGAAGCAGAAGGCUGCGCAGGCUCCGCUUGUGGAAACCUUUUGGUACUACAUGGACUUGUUCUCAAAGCAGGUCAUGGCGAUGCAAGCGAAUGACGAUUUACACGCGCUGGAGGAGGGCAUAGAGGCUUUUCCAGCACUAGAGAGGAUCACAGUGACGCCAGCUACGCAUGGAUACCUGUACACGCCGCUGUAUUAUACACCGAUGAUACGAAGUUUCCCGUACGGCUUCAACUAUGCGAUCCCGAGAGGCUGGCCGAUGAUUGAUGAUCCACUGCUGCACCCAAGCGUACCGUUUAGGACUGUUUCAGGCCAGAUCGACAACGCGUGCGCGGAAAAGGCAAACUGGAGGGGACUGAUAUUGGUGAUUAAGACGCUGGCGGAGCGGAUACGAAAGGGCCAGCGUGUAGUGCCGGAGCUGGUUUUCGAUGUGCAUAGCUUGCACACGGGCGUCAGUCCGUACAUACUGACGCAAGACUGUGAGGAAUAUCAAAACCUGGCACUGAUUCUUCAGCAGACAACUUUUCGUCGACUGGAUCUCCCGGUUCUUAUUGACAGAAGUUCAUCUGACAUCCUCGGCAUGCUCAGAAACGGCGAACUAAAGAGCCUUCUCGCCCAGGCUCGUCACCUCGAGCACUUUCGUCUUCGGGGCAACGGCCCAACCCGCUCAUUUCGAUCCCAGGCCCAGACCAAGCCAUUUUUUCCACUGCAGUCUCUGCUGCCGGUCGACGCAUGGCCGCAUCUCCGUCACUUUGGCCUCUCCCAGUUUGUCGUGCGCGUGUCAGAUCUCGUCGCCGCACUGGGCGCGCUGCCCCCGACGCUGCGCACCGUGGAGCUGAGUUUCCUUGAGUUUGACGACGCUACUGAGCGCCGCGCCAACCACGCCAUGCUGCUCGAAAAGAUGAAGACGAAUCUAGACUGGGCGGGCCGGGAACCGGCCGCACGGCCGCAGGUGACGCUGGGCAUGGCAAAGGUCAAGAAUAAUGUCAUCGGCCGCGGCCUGUGGUUCAGCAAGGAGAUUGGCGAGUUCCUGUACGACGGCAAGGAGAACCCGUUUGGGUGGCACAGGGACGUUUUGCUGCCUGGUGUGGGAUGGUUGGUGGACGAAUACGACGAGGAUUUUACGAGGCCGUAUGUUGGAUACAAGGAUUACCGUGCGCUGUGGUAUUGCGAGAAGACUUAG